This is a messenger RNA of Oreochromis niloticus (Nile tilapia), 5752 nucleotides long. RefSeq names its product ADAM metallopeptidase with thrombospondin type 1 motif, 16 (gene adamts16). Gene Ontology annotation, cellular component: extracellular matrix. The transcript has 24 exons. The coding region runs from base 225 to 4079 and encodes 1284 amino acids. Gene Ontology annotation, biological process: extracellular matrix organization; proteolysis. The record is from RefSeq and is a predicted model, not a curated record. Gene Ontology annotation, molecular function: metalloendopeptidase activity. NCBI's taxonomy places the organism in Eukaryota, Metazoa, Chordata, Actinopteri, Cichliformes, Cichlidae.
AAAUGACUUGCCGGGAGAGAGGACUGGAGUUCAAGCAGUUUACCGCGAUUGGAACUCCGCAUGGAAAUGAAUGGAGACCAAAGUGGUUAAACUGAAGCCUGCAUGCGAAACUCUUUGAUGCUUCAUUCAUCUAAAGCAGAAGUGCUGCCUCUGCUGCUGCUGUUGAACUGUUUCAUUUAAGAUAUCGAUACUGCUGGGAGGUGUGUUAAAAGUGAUCCACGGACAUGAAUUUCUCGCGUUUGUCUUGCGCAGCGUGCAGAAACUGGAGACCGUCGUUUUUCCACCUGCUGUGGUUUCUCACCCUGGGCAACAGCGUUCUUUUGAAUGCUGGUGCUGACAGUGCCGAAUGUGAUCAAGGCGCAUCUAUUCUGCUACGGUCUCUCAAUUUACCUCAAAACACAGAAUAUGAGAUUGUAUCUCCAUAUGAGGUCGACCACCAAGGCGUUUACGUCUCUCAUGAAAUUGCCCACCACCAGCGCACAAGGCGGCGCAGAUCCCUCGCUCCAGACGCAGACUCAUCUGCCACUGAAGGCAUCAGUGAAACAGUCCACUUCCGACUCAGAGGCUUGGGGCAGGACUUCCACAUGGAGCUGAGGGACGCCUCGGAAAGCCUGAUUGCACCUGGCUUCACCAUCCAGGUCCUGGGAAAGAAUGGCACCAAGAGCCUGAGGCCCUACCAUCAGGAUGACCUCUGCUUUUACCAAGGGUCACUGAGGUCAAGGGUCAACUCCUCUGUGGCACUAUCCACAUGCAUGGGGAUGUCAGGUUUGAUCCGAACACAGGAUGCAGAAUAUUUCUUGAGACCUGUGUCACACGGCUUGGCGCAGAUGGAGAACUUCACAGCGCCCUUCGGUCAUCAGCCACACAUCCUCUACAAGAGGGAAAGGGACUCCCAAACACAGCGGCAACAUGUGCUUCAAAAGAGAUCUGCUGACAACACAGUGUUUGAACAUCAAUACAGGGGACUGCAAAAACAGCAUGACAACAAUAACAACAACACUCAAGCUGACCCGAUGAAACAUCAUGGAAGUGGCCAACAGCACAAUGACCAUCGCCAUGACAGCGACUACAGACAUGGGGAGAAGCAGAAGCAACACUUCUGUGGGAGAAGGAAGAAAUACAUGCCGAAACCUCCAGAAGAGGAUAUUUUUAUCCUUCCAGAUGAAUACAAGUUUAUCCCCAGGAAUAAAAGGGCAGUGCUGAUGAAGAACAAGGCCAGCCAGGGACUCAAUGUGGAGACACUUGUGGUGGUGGACAGAAAGAUGAUGGACAACCAUGGCCAUGAGAACAUAACUACAUAUGUUCUUACUGUGCUUAACAUGGUCUCAAGUCUGUUCAAAGAUGGCACAAUAGGGGGAAAUAUCAACAUAGUGAUUGUGGGUCUCGUCCUCCUGGAUGAAGAACAGAAUGGCUUAGUGAUCAACCACCAUGCAGACCACACACUGAACAGCUUUUGCCACUGGCAGUCCACCCUGGGAGGUAGAGAGGGCCGGCACCAUGACCACGCCAUCCUCCUCACGGGACUCGACAUCUGCUCUUGGAAGAAUGAACCCUGUGAUACUCUUGGGUUUGCUCCAAUUAGCGGGAUGUGUAGCAAAUACCGUAGCUGUACCAUUAACGAGGACACUGGCCUGGGUUUGGCAUUCACCAUCGCCCAUGAAUCAGGACACAAUUUUGGAAUGGUCCAUGAUGGUGAAGGGAAUGUUUGUAAAAAGUCAGAAGGCAACAUCAUGUCUCCCACAUUAGCUGGUCACAACGGUGUCUUCUCUUGGUCUGCUUGCAGCCGUCAGUACCUCAGCCGCUUCCUCAAUUCUGCCCAGGCUUUGUGCCUAUCAGAUGAACCAAGAGCAAUCACAGAGUAUCAAUACCCUGAGAAGCUGCCUGGCGAGCUGUACGAUGCAGACACACAGUGCAAAUGGCAGUUUGGGGAGAAGGCCAAACUCUGCACCCUUGAUUUUAAGAAGGAUAUCUGCAAGGCUCUUUGGUGCCACCGUGUUGGGAGGAAGUGUGAGACCAAAUUCAUGCCAGCUGCUGAGGGUUCUGCUUGCGGCCCCGAUAUGUGGUGUCGUCGGGGCCAGUGUGUGAAACAGGGUGAUGAGGGUCCAAGGCCUCAGCAUGGCCACUGGUCAGAGUGGUCCUCCUGGUCUACAUGCUCUAGAAGCUGUGAGAGCGGCGUUACGUAUCGUGAGAGGCAAUGCAGCAACCCCAGACCAGCAUAUGGAGGGAAGUUCUGCGAGGGUUCCUCCAGGUCAUACAAACUUUGCAAUACUGACGACUGUCCCAGGAACACCAUUGACUAUAGAGCACAACAGUGUGCUGAGUUCAACGGCAAACAGUUCAGAGGCUGGUACUACACUUGGAGACCAUACACUAGAGUGGAUGAUCAAGAUCUAUGCAAGCUUUACUGCUUUGCUGAAGGUUAUGAUUUCUUUUUUGCCUUGGCCAGCAAAGUUAAGGAUGGGACACUCUGCUCACCAGACAGCUCUAAUGUCUGUAUUGAUGGACUGUGUGAGAGAGUUGGCUGUGACCGUGUUUUAGGCUCCACAGCUGUGCCCGAUGCUUGUGGGGUGUGUAAAGGAGACAACUCCACCUGCAAGAUUUACAAAGGACAGUACACAAAACAGCAUUUUACUAACCAGUACUAUGCAGUGAUAACCAUCCCAGCUGGAGCUCGGAGUAUCCGUGUGAUUGAACUGAAUUCCUCAAGCUCCUACUUGGCUGUCAGGGACACACAUAGACGCUACUACCUUAAUGGCCACUGGACCGUGGACUGGCCUGGCCGACACCCCAUUGCUGGAGCAAUUUUCGAGUACAAAAGACCAUAUAACAGACCAGAGAGUCUCAUAUCAGCCGGUCCCACCAAUGAGACUCUAGUAAUAGAGGUGCUGUUGCAGGGCUGGAAUCCUGGUGUGCAUUGGGAAUAUACUCUAAAGAAAGCUGAUGAGAAACUGAUGAAGAACCGCAUCAAGCACAAUUAUACAUGGGCUAUCAUACGCUCCCAGUGCUCAGCCACUUGUGCUGGAGGCCAAAUGAACACCAAGUCAGCAUGCUACAAAGACUUGAAAGUGCAGGUGAAUGUGUCGUACUGCAAUCCCAGAUCAAGACCAGCUACUGGAUUGAUGCCCUGCAACACCCAACCGUGUCCUCCCAGCUGGUCUGUAGGAGAGUGGGGGGUGUGCAGCCGAAGCUGUGGAGGAGGGGAGCAGACUCGGCAGGUCCAGUGUGUCCAGAGAACCAGCCAGACUGACGUGGACACCCUGGCUGACUCUCGUUGUGCCCAGCCGUCCCCGGUCAGGAAGCAGACCUGCAACACACACAGCUGUCCACCGGUUUGGACAACUGGGUCGUGGUCACAGUGCUCGCGUAAGUGUGGCAAUGGUUUGAAGAAGAGGACUGUGCUGUGUGUGAGCUCUAACCCGGGUGCCCAGGCACACACGCUGCCCGACAGCAAGUGCGCAGGCCUGCCAAAACCUGCUGGUCAGGAUUCCUGCUUCAUCAGACGCUGCCAGAAACAACGCAAGGUCCAGUGGUUUGUCUCCACAUGGCAAGAGUGUUCAGUAACAUGUGGUCGCGGCUAUCAGUCACGCUUCAUCAAGUGUGCAGAGAAGGACACUGCAGGAAAAUACAGAGAGCUUGCUCCCAAGAAGUGCCACCAUGUUCCCAAACCCACAGUAGAGCUUCAGAAGCCCUGCAUCCUGGCUGAAUGCCCUGUCCGCACAACGCAAUCAGUGCGCCACCAAUGGAAGACACAUCAUCGGAGCUCUCCAGCCCACCCUCCGCUUCGGCCAGAAUGGCGCUCGUCUCCUUGGUCUCAGUGCACGGUGACAUGUGGAGGAGGAGUGCAGGCAAGGGCAGUCCGGUGUCUGGCGGAAGAGAAACCUUCCACUGGCUGUGCCGUCCAUCUCAAACCUCCAGUGUCCCAGGCCUGCAAUACCAACUUCUGUCCACAACCUGAGAAGAAAGAACUUGCAUGUAAGGAUUACUUCAGCUGGUGUUACCUGGUGCCCCAACAUGGAGUCUGCAACCACAAGUUCUAUGGCAAGCAGUGCUGCCAGUCAUGUUCAAAUUCAAACCUAUAAUCCUAAGACGUGACUCAGUCCGCUGUACAGGCAGAUAGGUAGUUAGUCAAAAGACUGCAAAAUAUGGUUGUGGUUUUAAGCAUGUGGCGAGCACUGAAAUACAAAGCCUUUUCUUUGGAAGUGCCCUUCAUUUUCUCUCUGCGAUGCCGGACAUCUGGAUACAAGAACUUGAUGUUGACAGCACUACACAGGAAUGUGAUCAGGAAAACACAAAUAAAGACAAGAAUUAUGUGGAGGAACUAACAAAAUAGUAAUCUUGAUUAAAGCAAAUAGGAUGGACAUGUCUAAAAGAAACUGAAAAAUCCCAGCUUUGUUUAUAUACUGUAGCUGAAAAGAUCUGUACUCAGGACACUCAGCAUCUCUCAGUCAACCAAAGGCCAAUGAUGGCAAACCAACAAAGAAAGACGUCUUCGAGCGCUGCCACGCAACAUGUGAUCCGCCCUGGUCUGCGCUACAGACCCUGAUGAAUUGACAAUCUGGGGUUUCUUAAUGAAAAGGGACGUUUCAAAGAGACAAUAAAGGUAUAAAUAAAUUUGCCCUGAGCUCAAUUUUUUUAAAUAACAAAUAAGAGAAGAAAAAUGACAUGCUAAUCAAUGUGUAUUUCUUUAAUAGCUGGGCAGUUGCCAUGAAAGUUGUCAUGUAAAAGUAAAAGAAGAACACCACAAAUCGACUGCAUCAUCAGAUGCAUAUGUUUUCUGUGAUGGGAUAAGUCUGUGUGGCUUUCCUUCCAAGUGGUGCUACAACUUUGUCACAUUGAAUUCAUGAAAUCAGUGUGAAAUGUUCAAGCUUCAGGAAAUAACAAAUGAAUUGUGUGACCCGUGUACAGUAUUAUUUGUUUUAUUUAUUGGCUUUGCAAUGCAGUGUUUCUGGAAAACUGUAUGAUUAAGCAUUAUAAAUGUGUCCAUGUAUUACUCUACCCUAAGCCCAUUACCUUAAUAUGUGUUAUUAAUUUUCAUUACAUGCUGUCAAACUGCACCUUUUUAUGCAAAACCUUUAUUUUAUUUUUUUUAAAAGAAAGCAGCUGUCAAGUGAAAUCACUAACAAGCCAUAUCAGUGUGUUGUUUAAUGUGUCCUACAUUAUUAUACAUGACAUUGGCAUGCAUUUAUAUGGCACAAAAAUGCGUUACAUAUCAAUUACAUUUUUAAAGCACUGAUGGAUGAUAGGUAAUACUAUUACAAUAUGAUUUUUUUUUACAGUGUUAAUGAAAUAAGAUAAACAAAAUGUGUAACGACAGGAACAUGAGCCCCGAUUUCAUCAUUUUUAGCUUUAAGUUGGACUGAGUAUCUUUCAGGGGGGUAUAAACUUGAAACUCUAAAAGGACUCCUGGAGAAAAGCAGAAAAACAAAUAUUCAGGAUGGAAAAAUUGAUCGCUUGAGUCAUACAUCUUUGGCUACAGUCUUCAACUGGGCAUGGUGCUGUCAUCAUGCCUUUACAGAGGAUUAGGAUUGCACCAUAUCACUGACAUCACUGUCACCAUUGUUCCACUCUGCCAUAGCGGGGGCUAGUACGUCUUUUGCAUUUCUCUGGCUUUAAAAUACAGAUUUAUAACUUUUACAUGUAACAGCUGUAAUGUAUCUAUGUACAUUUAAACAUCUUAACUCCAGUCUUUGCUUCUAUUUAUUAUGUUCCUUCCAACAUAAGUAAAAUUACAUGGUAGUUCUCUACCUUACCU